Messenger RNA from Paramisgurnus dabryanus, 1510 nucleotides. It is a transcript of the gene gucd1, whose product is annotated as guanylyl cyclase domain containing 1. Lineage: Eukaryota; Metazoa; Chordata; Actinopteri; Cypriniformes; Cobitidae. The record is from RefSeq and is a predicted model, not a curated record.
GUUUGCUUUGGAGUGACAUCGAGGAAGUAAAUUUUUUGGGAAUGAACGUAAGGCGUGGGUACAACAGGCAGAGUUUUUAAUGCUGUUUUACCGUAUCAUCUACAGCCCAUCGACGGCUUUUUAUUGACCCGGACAUGAAGAGAUUGUAGAGUGUUUGAUGUCGAGGACAGAAGGGCAACAGCUGUCCGGCUAACCCUGCUAACAGUCAGUCAGUCUUUAUUUAUGAAACAUCACUGACACACAACAAGAGACACACACUAACUGCAGCAUGACCGGUGGACAUUCACAAUGAAACAUGCAGGAGUGUGGUUUGAUAUAAAACUUAUGAUGUGAUGUUAAAUGUACCCGUCAUCCAGCAGCAGUACCACUGGGAUUGUGGCUUGGCCUGUUCAAGAAUGGUGCUUGAGUAUUUGCAUCCAGUGAGUGAGGAGGAAUUUCUGAGAAUAUGUUCAGACUUAGAGUUCACAGAGAGCGUGUGGACUAUUGAUCUGGCUUAUCUCAUGUGUACGCUGGGGAUCAAGCAUUGCUUCUGCACACAGACGCUCGGUGUGGACAAGGGCUUCAGAAACCAGUCUUUUUACAAAAAGCAUUUUGACACUGAAGAGGACCGGGUAAAUGACCUCUUUCUGAAGGCUGAAGACAAAGGAGUUAUAGUCAAGAAAUGCUCCGUUACCAUUCAGGAGAUUCAGAGUCACCUGGAGCAGGGUCACGUGGCCAUAGUGCUGGUCAAUGCAGUGGUGUUGGAGUGUGAGCUGUGCUCUACUUCUGUCAAAUACUGCUGCUUCCUUCCUGUUGGUCAGAAGUGCUUCUGUCGAAAGCCAGAGUACCAGGGACACUUCAUAGCGGUGUGUGGAUUUAACCGGAAAAACGGCAGCAUUUUCUACAACAAUCCUGCCUAUUCGGACCGUGUUUGCUGCACAAGCUUCAGAAACUUUGAGGAUGCCAGAAGAAGUUACGGAACAGAUGAGGACAUUUUAUUCGUCUACAAAGAAGGCUGAGUCUCCGGCAGUGUCAGAAUACAAACUUAAAACACACCUUUUCCAUCCAAUGUGGUUGACUGGGUUGCAUUUUUGCCAACAGGUACUAACGCUGCUGAUCAAUAGCAGUUAGUAUUUGCCACCUCCUUAUGGUGGCAUGGUCCACAUCAGAGCUAUAGCGUCGCACACAACAUUACCAUGGUGCUAAAUCGGACACUGAAUGAUAGGUUAUGAAUUAAUAACAGAAAGGAAAGGGAGACGAAAUUAUUUUUAAGCUUGUGCUAAGUAUAUCUUAUGUAAUUACUGUGUUGUGGAUAUAUAUUUUUAUCUAGAGCUCAUUCGAGUUAUAUAGUCUCUGCCACUGUUGCACAGCAAGAGGUAGAAGAGGAAUGUAUAUAGUUUUUCAUUCAUGUAAAGAUAUUCUCACAUUCUGUUUGUUCAGGGUAACAUUGGAAAAAUCACGGGGCUGAAAUGUAUUUCAUUUUUUUCCUCUCGUAAGCCACUGUACAGUUGAGCGAAUGAUUUUAUUGGUG